Molecule: messenger RNA, 557 nt
Organism: Triticum aestivum (bread wheat)
Lineage: Eukaryota; Viridiplantae; Streptophyta; Magnoliopsida; Poales; Poaceae
Product: zinc finger protein 2-like
Exons: 1
Coding region: 59-403 (114 amino acids)
Molecular function (GO): DNA-binding transcription factor activity
Source: RefSeq, a predicted model, not a curated record
ACAAACACACAAAAGCCAUAUACGAGACACGGCCAUAGACCAGCCAGGAGCGAGCACUAUGGAACGAGCGAGCAGCGGCAGCGUACACAACGAUGAGCUCAGCCUUGAGCUUACCCUGGCCGCUGUGGCGCCCAUGCCUGGCACACCGGACGGCUUCUUCCUCUGCGUCCACUGUGACCGCAAGUUCCGCAGCUCGCAGGCACUCGGCGGCCACCAGAACGCGCACAAGCAUGAGCGUGCCAUCGCCAAGCGCCGGCGAGAGGCUGCAGCGGCAGCCACCCGCGCACAGGAAUCAAGGUCAAGGAAGGCGGGGAGGCAUGCUGCUACUGCAGAUGGCAAGCAGGGCGGGAGCUCGUCGAAGCGUGGUGACAACGACGAGGUGGACUUGUCUCUCCGGCUAUAAGCGAUCCCUCCAUCGAUCUUCUAAUAUAGGAGGAUUCGUGUUAUUUCCUGCUGGGUAAGUCUGAAUCUAGCUACAUUGGUUGGUUUGGAAAAAAAUGUUUUACCUUCUGUCUCGUAUAGCAACAAUUUGAUCAACCGUUUUCUUUCAAGCUCAU